AUGAAGUCCAUUUGGAUUGGAGGAAACUGGAAGUGCAACGGAACAAAGGAGAGUAUAAAAAAACUCACCGAGACGUUGAACGGACUAGAAUUCGACACUAGUAAGAUUGAAGUGGUAGUGUUCCCACCGAACAUAUAUACAUCUCAUGCCUCUUCUCUCUUGGAUUCCAAGUAUGCCAUUGGAGUUCAAAACGUUUCACAGGCCAAGGAUGGUGCCUUCACUGGUGAACUAUCCGUGAAUAUGCUCCAGGAUUGUGGAGUUGUUUCUGCGCUGGUUGGACAUUCUGAGCGCCGUACCUUGUUCGGUGACUCUGAUAAGGUUGUAGCCGAUAAGGUAAAGGUGCUGCAAGAUACUCCCAUUCAAGCUGUCGUUUGCAUUGGUGAGUCUCUUGCUGAGAGAGAGGCUGACAAAGUUUUUGAGGUUAUUACAAGGCAAGUCGAUGGAUUUAUAGGAAACGUAAAAGACUGGAGCAAAAUUGUCAUUGCAUACGAACCAGUAUGGGCAAUAGGUACCGGUAAGGUGGCCACCACCGAACAAGUUGUGGAAGCUCACAAGGUUAGUUGA
Messenger RNA from Theileria equi strain WA, 564 nucleotides. RefSeq names its product triosephosphate isomerase, putative. NCBI's taxonomy places the organism in Eukaryota, Apicomplexa, Aconoidasida, Piroplasmida, Theileriidae. The coding region runs from base 1 to 564 and encodes 187 amino acids. The record is from RefSeq and is a predicted model, not a curated record. Gene Ontology annotation, molecular function: triose-phosphate isomerase activity. The transcript is spliced from 2 exons. Gene Ontology annotation, biological process: gluconeogenesis; glyceraldehyde-3-phosphate biosynthetic process; glycerol catabolic process. Gene Ontology annotation, cellular component: cytosol.